AAUAAUAAAUAUGAGUUUUGGGUACUCAGAACAAAGACACCCCAAAGGCCAAAGCCAAAGAAAAUGAGUUCCUCUGACUCUUCUUCCGCGGAGUCCCGUCUAGCCACGGCUAAGACGGUUCUCACAACCGCGGCAUCGGUGGCUGCAACCGCAAUGCUAGCUAAAUCACUAGUCCAAGACUAUUUGCCUGACGAGGUGCACCAAUACAUCUCUUUUGGCUUCCGCAUUAUCUUUGGCUACUUCUCAUCUCAAAUGACAAUAGUCAUUGAAGAGUUUGAAGGGUUUGUCCACAACGAAGUCUACGAGGCCGCGGAGGCCUAUCUAGCCACCAAGAUCUCUCCUUCAAACAAAAGAAUCAAAGUGAGUAAACACGAGAAAGAAAACAACUACAACGUCACCGUGGAACGUGACGAGGAAGUUGUGGAUACCUUCAACGGCGUCAAGUUCCGGUGGGUUCUCCAUUGCCGCCAUGUUGAGUCCAAAAACUUCCACAACCCACGGGAUCUAAACUCCACACUCAAAUCUGAAGUCAGAUCAUUCGAGCUCAGCUUCCACAAGAAGUUCAAGGACAUGGCUCUUGAGUCUUACUUGCCAUUCAUGGUCAAAAGAGCUGCGGUGGUGAAGCAAGAAAAGAAAACACUCAAGAUCUUCACUCUUGACCCAGAUAACAUGUAUGGGAAUUACACAGAGGCUUGGACCUCUGUGAUUCUUGACCAUCCUUCUUCCUUCAAGACCAUAGCAAUGGAUUCAGAUAUGAAGAGAAACGUGAUGGACGAUCUUGACCAGUUUGUGAAGCGAAGGGACUUCUAUAAAAGGGUUGGUAAAGCUUGGAAGAGAGGUUACUUGUUGUACGGUCCACCAGGUACAGGGAAGUCAAGCUUGAUCGCAGCCAUGGCUAAUCAUCUCAACUUUGAUGUUUAUGACCUAGAGUUGACAGCGGUUAGCAACAACUCCGAGCUACGGAGAUUGCUGAUUGCUACGGCUAACCGCUCUAUUCUUGUUGUGGAAGAUAUCGACUGUUCUAUCGAGUUGAAAGAUAGGUCAGCUGAUGAACCUCCACGUGAGUCAGAAGAAAGUAAUGACCCACGUUACAAAAAGGUGACACUCUCUGGACUAUUAAAUUUUAUUGAUGGUCUAUGGUCAAGUUGUGGCGAUGAAAGGAUCAUAAUAUUCACGACCAAUUACAAAGAGAAACUGGAUGCAGCGUUGUUGAGGCCAGGACGCAUGGAUAUGCACAUUCACAUGUCGUACUGCACACCGAGUACUUUCAAAGUUCUUGCUUCAAACUAUUUAGAGAUCAAAGAACAUAAGCUUUUCAGUAAGAUCGGGGAAGGUAUUGAGGCAACCGAGGUUAGUCCUGCGGAGGUGGCGGAACAACUGAUGAAGAAUGACACUGUUGAUAAAGUUCUUGAAGGUUUAAUUGAGUUCUUGAAAGUGAAAAAGAUCCAAAACGAAGAAGAGAAAGCCAAGAAGGAAGAGAAAGAAUUGGAGAACAAGGACAAGACCACUAAGGGUAAAGAUUCGGAGGUUAAGAAAAACGAAGUGGUGGAUGAACAGGUUACGAGGAAUGAUCGUGUUGAUAAGGUUCUUGAGGGUUUGGUCGAGUUAUUGAAAGCCAAGAAGAUCGACGAUGGCCAAGAUGAGGUCAAACAUGAGGAAGCGAGUGACAUUAACUUGUGAGAUUUAGAAGAGUAUAAUUUAAAUGAUAUGAGUUUAUUGUUGAUUGUGUAUUUUGGAAUGAUGUAACACUACAAAUUAAUAAGCAAGAUGUGGAUCCAGAUAGACCACUUGAAGGA
This is a messenger RNA of Brassica oleracea var. oleracea, 1796 nucleotides long. Its product is annotated as putative cell division cycle ATPase. Lineage: Eukaryota; Viridiplantae; Streptophyta; Magnoliopsida; Brassicales; Brassicaceae. The record is from RefSeq and is a predicted model, not a curated record. The transcript has a single exon. The coding region runs from base 64 to 1680 and encodes 538 amino acids. Gene Ontology annotation, molecular function: ATP hydrolysis activity; ATP binding.